This is a messenger RNA of Anguilla anguilla (European eel), 3163 nucleotides long. RefSeq names its product solute carrier family 4 member 11 (gene slc4a11). The record is from RefSeq and is a predicted model, not a curated record. Gene Ontology annotation, biological process: transmembrane transport; monoatomic ion homeostasis; monoatomic anion transport. Gene Ontology annotation, molecular function: solute:inorganic anion antiporter activity. The transcript has 21 exons. Lineage: Eukaryota; Metazoa; Chordata; Actinopteri; Anguilliformes; Anguillidae. Gene Ontology annotation, cellular component: basolateral plasma membrane; plasma membrane. Bases 414 to 2933 code for a protein of 839 amino acids.
GAUCUCUCAUUAUAAACUUUAUUUCGCAAUGUAUUUGUUACAACUGAGGAAAACCGGCCGCAUUUAAAGUUAGAAAUUCCGAGAGGUCACGGGAACUUGGCAACCACAGUGGCUAGCAAGACUGGUCGUCAUAGCUUUCAAUCUAGAUAGCACCAGUGUUUUGAUGACCCACGACGAAGAGAAGCUAUUGAACGUUAACCUUGUACAAGAUAGCUAUCCGCUGGCUUUAAAAUGACAAGUAUCAUCUUAGUAUGAAUCAAGCUCGCUAACACCUUGUAGUUAAUUCAUUUCCAAAUGUGAAUGAGGUCGCAAGCAUACAGGCGUCUACGAUCAUAAAUACCGAGCUACGGUAAGGAUGCCAGGAAAAUCGGCGAAGACUGUCAAGGUCUAAGCCAGAGGCUCCGCAUUCUGGGAUGUCCAAGAAUGGAUACUUCUUCCAGGAGAUGGAGUUGCGGGAAGGGGAGCAGGACGACGGCUGUGAGAGCAGAGAGGAGGGGCAGGACUCGCCCAUCGCCUGUGCCGACGACAUCCAUCUCUACGGCAACCAGAUACACCCAGCUUCAGAAUCAGACGACUCAGGAUGCGUCUUGCUGAACACUUCAAGAAAAUAUGUAAAGCUGAUGAACUUCGAGGAGGAGGUGCGGGCGCACCGGGACCUGGACGGCUUCCUGGCGCGGGCCAGCAUCCUGCUGGACGAGACGGCCGCCUCGCUGGACGACGUGCUGAAGAGGAUGCUGCGGCACGUGGGCCAGGACCGCCACACCGCCGAGCCCAGCUGCAACUUCGAGGAGAUCAUGAGCAUGCUGUUCACCGACGCCGGCACCCAGGAGGUCACCGACCACUAUCACAAUUUCGCUUUCUCAGACGACGUGCACCUGCUCUCCGAGACGAUCCAGGGGGUCACUGCCACGGCAACGGGAGUCCAAUACCAGCAGUCCUGGCUCUGUAUCCUCUGCAAUGUGAAGAGCCUGCAGAGGCGGCACGUGUGCAUCUCCCGUCUGGAGCGGCCGCAGAACUGGGGGGAGAACUGCUGCGAAGUGCGCUACAUCAUCCUGGUCCUGGCCCCGCACAAAAUGAAAAGCACAAAGACGGCGAUGGAGCUGGGCCGGACCUUCGCCACCAUGUUCUCCGACAUCGCCUUCCGGCAGAAGCUCCUGGAGACCAAGACCCAGGAGGAGUUCAAGGAGGCCCUGGUGAUGCAGCGCCACCAGCUGACGGAGGCCAAUCAGAAGCCCACGGCCGUGGAGGAGGAGACCGACCCUCACAGCAAUAAGCCGCUCCUGUGUAAGGACUUCCUGAAGGCGGGCCGGGGGAUAUACGAGGACCUGUGCCGUCGGCUGCCGCUCUACCCCUCAGACUUCACCGACGGUAUCGUGGGGAGUAACAAGACCCUGCUGAAGUACCUCACCACCGCCAUCUUCCUCUACAUCGCCAUCCUCCUGCCCGCCAUCGCCUUCGGCUCGCUGAACGAUGAGAGCACGCGGGGCGAGAUUGACGUCCAGAAGACCAUCAUCGGCCAGAGCAUCGGAGGGGUCAUCUACUCCCUGUGUGCGGGGUCCCCGCUGGUCAUCCCCCUGACCACCGCGCCCCUCGCCAUCUUCAUCAGCGUGAUCCGGGGCAUAUGUGAUGACUACGACCUGGACUUUGCGGCCUUCUACGCUUGCAUUGGCCUGUGGAACAGCCUCUUCCUCAUCCUGGGAGGAGUCUUCAACGUCAGCCUCCUCAUGAAGCUCUUCAAACGGUCCACAGAGGAGGUGAUCGCUCUGUUCAUCUCUAUCGCCUUCGUGGGGGACGCGGUGAAGGGCACUGUCAAGAUUUUCCAUAGGUGUUACCACACGCCGGUGGGGCUGGGGAACGGCAGCGUGGGGGAGCUGCCCCGCGUGCAGGAGGCGCUGCUGCAGGGAGCCAAUGAAACGCACAACUCCACUGGGGGCGGAGCCUUCUCCCUGCACGAGGCCGUCAUCCAGUGCACCCGCGACCAGCCCGUCCUCUGCCUGCUGCUCACCCUGGGCACCCUGUGGCUCGGGUACACCCUCUACCAGUUCAAAAGGAGCCCCUUCCUCCAUGCCAAAAUCCGAGAGGUGUUGUCGGACUGCGCCCUGCCCAUCUCGGUUCUCAUGUUCUCCUUCAUCGGCUCCUACCUGUUCAGAGACAUCUCGCUCCCCGUGUUCAACUUCCACAACGGGCCCAUGUUCACCGUGGCACCCUUCGAGAGGCUGUCGGGCAUGAACAUCCUGAGCGCCAUGGGGCUGGGCUUCCUCCUGGCGCUGCUCAUCUUCAUCGACCAGAACAUCGUGGUGUCGCUGACCAAUGCCCCAGAGAACAGGUUACUGAAGGGCACGGCGUAUCACUGGGACCUGAUGCUCUCGGGCUUCAUUAACAUCCUGAUGUCAGUGCUGGGGUUGCCAUGGAUGCACGCGGCCUUCCCCCACUCCACGCUGCACGUGCGCCAGCUGGCCUGCGUGGAGCAGCGCGUCGAGGGCGGGCACCUCUACGAGACGAUUGUGAGUGUGAAGGAGACUCGGCUGACCUCUCUGGCGGCUAACAUCUUUAUCGGGGUGUCGGUGCUACUGCUGCCCGUCCCGCUGCAGUGGAUCCCCAAACCCGUGCUGUACGGCCUCUUCCUCUACAUCGCCCUCACCUCCAUCGACGGGAACCAGAUGUGUGACCGCAUGGCCCUGCUGCUCAAAGAGCAGACCUCCUACCCUCCCACCCACUAUAUCCGGAAGGUUCCUCAGAGGAAGAUCCACUACUUCACGGCCCUGCAGAUGAUGCAGCUGCUGAUCCUGUGUGCGUUCGGCAUGUACCCCCUGCCCUACAUGAAGAUGAUCUUCCCCUUGCUGAUGAUUCUGCUCAUACCCAUCAGGAACUCCCUCCUGCCCAGGAUCAUCGAGGCCAAGUACCUGGACAUCAUAGACUCCCAGCACAUGUGAAAGGAAGCGCAGGCCUCAGCUUACGAGUGCCAGCCAGGAAGCCACGCAUCCCUUUCCCCCGCGGGCAGCCGUGGGGAGCCGCGGGCCUCCAGCGUGAGGCUGAGCCUGGAGCCCGGCGGAUUCCUGGCUGCAGCGUCCUUCCUCUGUCUGUCCUCCACCCCUCUGCCUAACGGCUGACCCUAACCCCCACCCCUCUGCCUAACGGCUGACCCUAACCCCCACCCCUCUGC